Messenger RNA from Priapulus caudatus, 3244 nucleotides. RefSeq lists its product as uncharacterized. Lineage: Eukaryota; Metazoa; Priapulida; Priapulimorpha; Priapulimorphida; Priapulidae. The record is from RefSeq and is a predicted model, not a curated record. Bases 900 to 3122 code for a protein of 740 amino acids. The transcript has 8 exons.
CCAUCGAAUAAAGUUGAAAAUGAAAAAUCGGUAAAAAUUUUCCUAAAACCUUGAGAGUAUCCUUAACAUUAUUCAAUUCAAAAUGACACGCGUAAUUCGUAGGGGAUGUUUCUUUAUGCAAGCAACAUUUUAACUGAACCGACGGUAGAUCGGGCAACUGAGUUUACCUGAGUUGUUGCUGUGUGCACCGAUUUUUCCAUUCGUAUUGUUCGCUUGGACGCAUUGUUUUCUUCAGCUCGCUUGGAAACUGUCGCGUCACGUCACAAAAGUAGUUAAUGUUGACAUAAAGUCUAGCGAAAUAUCAGCUUGACACUCCAAGUCGUCGCAAAUACCGGCUUUGUAAAUCGUCCAAAUGACAAUAUACGCGCAUAAGUCGUUAUUUGGGCGACUUACAUAUAGACCUUUUUUAUUACAAUGUUAAACUUUCAUUCAUAAAUCGUUGUUUACACGAAUUAUCUAUCUAUUUGAUAUUUCGUGGUUUCUACGGAUUAAAUAGAAUUCGUGGAAAAUACGAAUUAAGUCUAAUUCCUUGAUUACGUAAUUCGUAGAAAAUGACGUGGUCCCAUCUGAUACGAAUUAAGCGAGGUUGACUGCUCUUAAUAGUCUUAUUCAUUUGACUUACAUAGUUUUCUUUUUAUUCCAUAAGGGUUGAAAGCGAGCUGGUCGUUGAUGAACAAGGUUUUCUAAUUGCACAAGAUGUUUACACGAGCUUUCUGAAGUCUUGCUCUGAGUCUAACGCAACCGUAUCAAAGGGCCUUUUUGGAAAACAACUCAAAUUAAUAUUUCCUGCCAUUACUUUUUCUACAAAAAGAAAGGAUAAAAAUCAUGUAAGAAUAUAUCGUGGCAUCUCAUACCGGCACCAGCAAGACACGAUUAGCCUGCAUGACAUUGUAUUGCGAAUGAAACCUGGGUGGCUUGUAGUCGCGAAAAAUGACAGCAGUAUCAAAACUAUGUCUUAUGUUGGUAAUGGUAUUAUCAACCAGCAGAGGGUUGUUAAAGAAUUAGAAGUGUAUGGAAAUGGUCACUGGAAUUUAAGUUUUGGAGUGGUCUGUGUGCUGACCAGUGACCAAAAAAGCCUGCUGUCACCUGGGGAUGGCAUGUUUCGUGUUCGAGAUGUAGACAACCUACUCCGCAUAGUCGAUAAUGCAGAAAUGUGCAAAGGAUGGCCAUUGGGAGAGUCAACUACAGGCCAAGUGCAGCCAGUUGAGCGUUUCCAGACAGCCGAAGGAGAACCAGAAGAGAUUCGCCAGCGUGCUCGUGCUUGCUCUUGGCUAAAACCGGCACGUUCAAAAGGCACAGGCUGCCGGGUAUGCAAUGAACAUCUGCGUUAUGCCCGGAAGUCUGCAACCCUGAAGGCAACUUCACAUGAUGCCAGUAUUGCACCCACAGAUGCUGAGUGGAGCCUCAUAGACAAGGCUCCACCCAGUAUUGCACCCACAGAUGCUGAGUGGAGCCUCAUAGACAAGGCUCCACCCAGUAUUGCACCCACAGAUGCUGAGUGGAGCCUCAUAGAUGAAGACGACGCAGAUGUUGCAGCCAUAGUGGCGAAAUAUCUGCCACAGAUAAACAGCCAGAGUUUGCUGCGGGAUCAACUGCUUAACCAAGAGCAGAACCUUGGUAGAGCCCCCAGAGGCAGAAGGUGGAAUCCUGAGGUUGUGAAGGCAUGUCUGACGCUGUGGGCCAGCAAUCCUCGCACCUACAAGAAGCUGUCGUCACUUGGCAUGUUAGUUACACUGCCAAGUGGACGCCUACUUCGUUAUUAUAAAAACUCAGUUCACCAGAAGGCUGGACUCAACAAAGAUAUGCUCCGCUGGAUGCACGAGGAAGCAAAGUCCAAGCAAGUGCCACCACAUGGCAUGACUGGAGGCAUAGUUUUCGACGAGAUGUCGAUUCAGUCCGACCUUCAGAUCAUAUACUCUGAAGGCAAAGUGAAGAUCGUCGGGCUGGUCGACAUGGGAGCUGAAUGCUCUGCUAUGCGAGUACUGAAAGAAGGUAAGGCAUCAGCGCAACUCGCCACACAUGUCUUGCUGUUCAUGUACCAAGGGGACAGUGGCUUUCGCUUCCCGUUUAUGCAUGUGCCGACGGCAGAAACAACAGCACCAGAGAUAUACGUCCUUUUCUGGAAAGCUGUGCGUGGACUGAUUGAAUGGGGGUUCAGUGUAAACUACGCUUGCUUCGGUGGUGCUGUCCAUAACAGGUCCUUUCUAAAAAUGCAUUUCAAUGGCUCCAAUUCUGCGGCAGUGUCAGCUUCCUUCGCCACACACAAUGCCUGCUUGCCACAUCUGCCACUCGUCAUGAUGAUGGAUCCGAAGCACCUCUUCAAGAAAAUUAGAAAUAAUAUUAUCAAAAGUGGAUUUGGAAUAAAUAGCACCAGACUGCUGUCGCAUCAGGCAGGCUUUAUUACCUGGGAAAUGUGGGUGAAAGCCUAUCAGUGGGACCGGGCAGCGAACCCGAGCGAGGUCUCAAGGAUACACCAUGUCCUGACGGAUGAGCACAUCUGGCCAAACAAUGGUCAGAAGAUGAGAAAUAAACUGGCAGAAGAUGUCCUCGGCAAGGAAAUGCUUCAUCUGUUCAAAGCUUACCAGAAAGCUGUAGGUCGAAAUGGAGAUUCGCUCAACGGUGCGAUACAGCUGCUGGAAGCAACCAGUGUUCUGAUUGCAAACUUCGUCGACACGCGUCCUAUAACAUCAGUAGAAGACUAUCGGCUCCAUUGCAAUGCGAGAGCACUGCAAUGGUUCACAUCAUGGGAGGAUGCCGUGAUGAGCGAUCUACAGGACACUGCCAUCGUGAAGCGAAGAAAGUUGAUGUCACAGGAGACACGCUUCUACAUGAAGUCGGCCAUUCUGGGCUUUGGAAGUCUUGUUCGCCAGAAACAGAAAACCCAUCCGGGCACAAGCAUAAAUGCUGCUCAAAUCAACAGCGACUCAGUCGAAAACAUCUUCUGCCAGCAGAGAGCCAUUUUGCAUGGGGCCAAUGACAACCCCAACUACAAGCAGUUCAUGUAUGGUAUGAACACCAUCAUAUUAACCGCAGACACUGUAAACAACAGUCAUUGCAACACUGGAGUAGCAGCAGAGCCCUUCUCAUUUCGAGUGCAGAAACCCAUCAAUCCGAAGAAAUAGAAGAGUGAUGCGUAGCUGAACACAAGUAUUAUUCUCCAGGGCAUGAGAAGAUGCUGUUUCCAAGACUGUGCGACCAAUGAUGUCGGUGGCUGUGCAGCUGAACAGCAUUUGGCUGGCAUCUA